This is a messenger RNA of Exaiptasia diaphana, 352 nucleotides long. RefSeq lists its product as uncharacterized. The record is from RefSeq and is a predicted model, not a curated record. The coding region runs from base 29 to 301 and encodes 90 amino acids. NCBI's taxonomy places the organism in Eukaryota, Metazoa, Cnidaria, Anthozoa, Actiniaria, Aiptasiidae. The transcript is spliced from 3 exons.
GGUUCUUGUAGAAGUAGAUACAUGUAAUAUGCAUCAUGCAAGCAAUCAAGUGUCUCGGGUCAGUGCGUCAGUGUCCCGGGUCAGUGCGUCAGUGUCCCGGGUCAGUUGGUUAGUGUCCCAGGUCAGUGUCCCAGUGUCCCAAGAUAAAAAACUUGUGGUUCUUGUAGAAGUAGAUACAUGUAAUAUGCAUCAUGCAAGCAAUCAAGUGUCUCGGGUCAGUGCGUCAGUGUCCCGGGUCAGUGCGUCAGUGUCCCGGGUCAGUUGGUUAGUGUCCCAGGUCAGUGUCCCAGUGUCCCAGUGACCCACUUUCCCAGUUUGCAAGCAAUCAAGUGUCCCGGGUUGGUGGGCCAGU